AUGGCGACUAGAAGAAGUACUCGUCUGCAAAACAUCCCGACUCAACAGCCGGCCAGUGACAAGCCAGAUACCCAUCUAGUCCAGGCUGUUGGAAAAGGGGCUCGGCCCAAGUCGGCAUCCAAACCGUCAGCUUCGAAGAGAGCUGCAGCAUCGGAGCCAGCCAAAGACAAGAAUGACCAGCCAAUUCGCAAAAAGGCCAAGGGCAAUGGCAAAACAUCGACUGUCCCGUCGUUGGACGUCAGCACGGUCAGCGCCAACGACAAAAUAUCGAUUCUACCGCCAGAGAUCCUCCACAUGAUUCUCGGCAGUAUCAGCGAUCAAAAGGACAUGAGUGCUCUGGGCCGGACUAGCAAGAUGUUCUACUCCGUCAUGAUGCCUCGACUCUACGGACGCGUGGUUGUUGCGUCAAUGUUCCACGCCCACAUUGCCAAGCUCAUCCGCACACUCGAGCCACUUCUCAGCAUUGCUCAGAAGAAGCAAUUGAAAAAGGAAGGAAAAUACAAAGGCCAACAGGAAAAAUAUCCCACCGGCCUCAACGAGAAAGCCAUACCCGCCUGUGCCGGCUACGCAAAGCAGUUCGUAGUCGGAUAUUGCAACCCGGGACGUAAACACGACUAUAUCUGCUACAGAUAUGUCGAAGAGGCAUUAAAGGUCUUGAAGAACUUGGAAGUUUUGGACAUCGUAAUAUUGAACAAGUCCAUAGCCAAAGGCAUAGCAUCGCUGCCGAACCUUAAGGCCCUGCGUUUGUAUGUUGACUGCGCGUGCGAUGAUUUGUUACCGCUGGCGAGUAUCAAGCAGCUUAGGCACUUGGAAAUAAAAGUGUCUGGGGUGUUUAAUGAGCCACGCAAUGUCUUUCGAACAAUUCUUCAGAAUUCCACGACGACACUUGAAAGCUUGGCGAUAGUCGGCGACAGUUAUGGCUGCCAGAUAUUUGACGAUUGGGCCGAGAAGUCAAAGGGAAAAAUUGCGCCCGACUUUGUCGCAUUGAAGUCGUUAUCUCUCACUGGCCUGGAGAUCACGGAGCAACUUCUCAAGGAUUUCGACCAAGCCUUUGACUUUACCCAGCUACGUAAACUUCAAUGUUCAACUUUGAUAGAUCCCGGUUGUCUAUUAUUCCCUUUUCUGACCGGUCGUUUCUCCUCGUUUCAUGGUACGACAGAUGCCCCUUUGGGGUUGCGCACCUUGAACCUCAACAUGGACGAAAGCACCUGGUAUCAUGAUCAGAUGCAAAUCCAGGCUCUAUUCGAGGCUAAAUGCAACUUCAUCGCGUCCUUCGAUACACUUACAACCCUAGAGCUCCCCGGCUAUGUAUAUUCUGCGGAUCAUGUGCCAGCCAAUCCAGGUUUCUCAGACUUGCUCCUGCGAGCGAUACUGAAACACAAGAACUUGAGGGUUCUAAAGCUGUUACAUUAUGGAUAUUCAGAUAGAAACCACUACCCACACCUCGACGCGAAUAUGAUAGCAGCUCUUGUCGACGGCUUGCCCCAGCUACGGGAAUUCGAAUUUGUACCGAUGGAAGAGCGGAUGCCCGAAAUCAGUCGAGAGCUGUGUCGUGCAAGCAAUCUGGAGAAACUCAGUUGUGCUCCAUAUUCCGAUGAAAUCAAGUUGAUCUCUACAAUUGUCGGCGGCUUUCUAUCGCAUCUUCCUAGUCAAGUCAUAGCGAGCGCCCAGAAUGGCAAUUUCAACUGGGAGGAUCAUUACAAGCUCAGUCGAAUCACAUCGAGGAGAAAUUGGGAAAUUGCAUCAAAUUUCCGAAAGGUGAAGAGAGGUAGCGAAAAGCCAGAAAAGAUCCAAGUCGAUGGGCUUGGCUGGGAACAUGGUGUCAAGUAUCGCUAUGUGCCCGACCUUGUCAGAAUCCAUGUUGGAUACGACCCGGAUUUUCCUUUCUUGAAGCAGGCAGAAAAUUGCCUGUCAUAG
This is a messenger RNA of Pestalotiopsis fici W106-1, 1917 nucleotides long. RefSeq lists its product as uncharacterized. Gene Ontology annotation, molecular function: protein binding. The transcript has 2 exons. The record is from RefSeq and is a predicted model, not a curated record. NCBI's taxonomy places the organism in Eukaryota, Fungi, Ascomycota, Sordariomycetes, Amphisphaeriales, Sporocadaceae. The coding region runs from base 1 to 1917 and encodes 638 amino acids.